Molecule: messenger RNA, 576 nt
Organism: Trichoderma citrinoviride
Lineage: Eukaryota; Fungi; Ascomycota; Sordariomycetes; Hypocreales; Hypocreaceae
Exons: 4
Coding region: 1-576 (191 amino acids)
Source: RefSeq, a predicted model, not a curated record
AUGACUCAGGUCAUCAUGCCCGCUGUCUCGAGUCCCCAAGACGACCUGCAGACCGUUGUGGAAACUCGAACUCGGGAAUGGCACUUUCACAUAUAUUUCCUGCUGCAAUCGCCUGCGGAAACGGCCGCAGCACUUGCGCUCCGUGACGCUGUGCUAAGGCUUCGUCGCGACGGUGCUUUCGUUGCCGUUCCUCUUCAUAGGGUGAACAAGGAGCCCAUCGGGCCUCAUCCUGCUGGGUCGUACGAGAUCUGGGUUCCCGACUCGUCGUUCUCCGAUGUUUUCUUCUACCUGGCCACAAAUCGGGGAGCUUUAAGUAUCCUCGUUCAUCCUCUAACCUCACAACAACGCCGAGACCAUGAAUCUCGCAAUGCCUGGUUGGGCACGCCGUGGCCCAUUUACCUAGACGGAUUGCCUCGCGAGAGUAGCGAGGUACCCCUUCAGUACCCCCAGCUGCGCCUUGGCUGGUCCAGUGCAGCGGAACACGAGAUCUCGCUAGAUGAAAGGCGAAAGAGGGGAGCGAAGGUAGAGGCUUUGCUGGCCAAUGAUGUCGAGGCGGCUCCGGCUCCCCCGAUCUGA